AUGUUGUAUAGCGGUAAUAGUUGGCAUAUGAGUUAUUUCUCUUUACAAAUGAAACAUUCUGGGUUUUUUUUGCAUUGUUGUAUUGUUUCAGCUGACCUUGAAAGUUUUGUGAAUAGACAUUGGAAAAUUGAAAUAAAAAAAUUAGAGCCUCCAAGCCUUCUUGAUCAAAUAAACCCUGAUAAAAAAUCUCCAAUUUCAACUCCAAAGUGUCAACGUAAUCAAGCUGAGAAAGAGAAAUUCUAAUUAGGAGAUGGAUAUGCUGAAGAUCAUCUCAACAUUACUUGAACAUCUUCCAUAAAUUAUAGUCUCAUCGUACACAUCACCUAAACUAAUUAUCUUACACCAAUAAAAUUCUUAAUAUUACAAAGGAUUAUAUCUAGUCAAAACAAAAGUAAACAUCAAAUUACCUUCUGAAUCCUUUUUUUCUCCUUAACAUGUAGUUCAAUUUUCAAAAAUAUACCAU
This is a messenger RNA of Schistosoma intercalatum, 463 nucleotides long. Lineage: Eukaryota; Metazoa; Platyhelminthes; Trematoda; Strigeidida; Schistosomatidae. The record is from the annotation of a GenBank genome assembly.